This is a messenger RNA of Anopheles bellator, 5023 nucleotides long. Its product is annotated as protein unc-119 homolog. The transcript has 3 exons. The record is from RefSeq and is a predicted model, not a curated record. Gene Ontology annotation, biological process: cilium assembly; nervous system development; lipoprotein transport. NCBI's taxonomy places the organism in Eukaryota, Metazoa, Arthropoda, Insecta, Diptera, Culicidae. Gene Ontology annotation, cellular component: cilium. The coding region runs from base 244 to 993 and encodes 249 amino acids. Gene Ontology annotation, molecular function: lipid binding.
UUCACUGCUUCGUAGCAACAAAAGAAUCUGGUGUUGCUAUUUUGAUUUGUGCCAUUUUUCGUUGCUUUACAAGUUCGCAACAAACGCUAGGCGUAGAUAGAAAGCGUACAGUUGGUCCGAAAGGAUAACGAGUUCUUUUGCGACCUCCGCAAACACAGGUUCCACAUACCUGCGGCAUUCUAGGGUAGGUCUGCACUUUGGCAUAACGCAAGUGACCCAGUGACCAAGCGAAUAGGCGCAAUCAUGAGUGUGGUGGGCAAGAAGCUCAGUUCAAUGGCAUCUGGAGGCGGCGCGGAGGAAGCAGCCAAGUCCUCGCCCACCACUCCGACGAUCACUGGAACCGCAAAGAGCAUCAUCACGCCGGAAUAUGUGUUGCAGUUGAACAAAAUCGCGGACGAUUACCUCUGCACGCCCGAUGCCAACAUCUACGAGAUCGAUUUCACCCGAUUCAAGAUACGCGAUCUGGAAUCGGGAGCUGUACUGUUCGAGAUAGCGAAACCAUCCGUAAGCGACAUUACGCAAAGCGGCAACAGUGCCGCCGGGGUGGGUGGUGAAUCAACGCCCGGGGAUGCGACGGGGACACCGAGUGGUGAAAAUCCGGCCCCAACCGAGGAUGUAGAAGAAACGUUCGAACCGAACGCAGGACGUUACGUGCGGUACCAAUUUACUCCGCAGUUCCUGAAACUCAAAACCGUCGGUGCAACGGUCGAGUUUACCGUUGGCAGCAAGAGUGUGAAAAACUUUCGCAUGAUUGAGCGGCACUUUUUCAAGGAUCGGUUACUGAAAACGUUCGACUUUGAGUUUGGAUACUGCAUUCCCUUUUCUAAAAAUACUUGCGAACACAUCUACGAGUUUCCCGCCAUCCCACCGGACCUAGUGAACGAAAUGAUUCAACAUCCGUUCGAGACCCGUUCCGAUAGCUUCUACUUCGUCGAUGGAUGCCUGGUGAUGCACAACAAGGCCGACUACGCGUACAACGGUGGCGGUCUGUGAGCGCCGCUCGGUAGCCGGACGCACACGGGAUCCCUGGCGAGAACUGCGCCAGAUGUUACCGCGAUACAACUUUGUUUUGUUGCCUUUCGUUGUUGCCGUGUUGUGUUGGUGAUCAACGUGGUUCUCGAUCCGAGCAAGCGUGCGGUGAAACCAUUUUUUCGCCAAAUACACGCGAUUCGAACCGGUGGACUCGUGCUGAGUUUGUGAAAUGCAGAAAGGAGCGAAAUUGGGAAACCGGGAGGAUCCGGCAUUCCCAAUAACCUAACCAAAGCUGAGGCCGAGCUAACGCGUGAUGAAGGCAGGAAAAAAAUAAACAAAACAGGUACGUUAAUAUACUUAUAGUAAAUGCAGAAGAAAGAGGUAAAAAGCAGGGUACACCGGAGGCAAAAAGACAUUAUCGAAAAUUCCCUCACCGGCCAACCGUCAUCGAAGUGGCUAGUGGUAGCUACAAGGUCCCACAGGUUCCGUUAUGGGCGCUUUAAAUAUAUUUAUUGUAAGAAUUGGAAGGUUUUUAAAACGAGGCGAAAUAUGAAUCUAGUCCAGAAUAGCGCCGUCUACUCCCACGUUAAAAGAUGUACGAGAGCAGCACCCCCAGCCUGCUGAGCAAUGCCAAUUAAAAGUGUGACCAGCACGACUCUAGAAAAUGAAAACGAUCGACCGACAGAACUCGAAUCACCUUUCUUGCCUUAAUUAUUUGUUUGUUAUUGUGGUGAACGGGAACUGGGAUAUCAAUGGUGGAAGAAAGAGGUAUUAAGCAUAAAAACAUAAACACACCACAGGCCCGCAGACUGAUCGGUUGCGCGAACUAAAAAUAGACUAGUGUUCGGUACAUCCACGGUACAGUCGCAGUCGAGGGCUUGGUAUUAGGGUAUCCCUCCGCCCGGACGAAAGUUGAAUGUGUUUUGAUAGCAAUGAAUCAAUGCUGAUGGGAUUUUCUACCAAACCGUUUGCGUCCUUUGGCUUUUGUACAUUGGGUACCUCUGUGAUCGAUCUUCACUUAAAACUAAGCGACAGCGGCUAGCUAUUUGAUAGUUUAGAGAGAAUUUGCCACGAAUCUUUUUGCUCCAUUUCUACCAAUAUGCUUUUCCCUUAGCGUAAACGUGUUCCUAUAAUUCAUUCAUAAAUGACUCUAUUGCGGUUAAUGAUGUUGGACAAAAUGUUAGAGAAGGUCACCUGGGGAAGACAGAGCACAGUUUUUGCUUCAAACGGCAAGAGUCUCUCGCGAGCAACAUUUGAGGUUUCGGUCGGUCAUCGUCCCGUCGGGUAUUGCGUCUCGCAAAUAUCACGGUAUACACCGUGAACCCUGCCGUGUAUCGUCCGUCCGUUAUGGCUCACGACACGCGAUUUCUUGUACCGCCGCCGGCAGUUGGCGGUUCGUGUUCGUGGGAUCGAUUAGGGUUUCGUUUGCACCUUCGCAAACCUCGAAUUCCGCUGACCACGGUUUACGGCAGGUGGCUAAAAACCGAAUUUUGUAUGUACUUUCGUCAUCGUGGCUCCCUCGCGACCAAACCCCUAAUGGUGACAAACAUAAUAUCCUAAAUCUUCUCACACCACAAACCGCGUCGCUUGCGUGACCGCAUGCAAUGACCGUGGCUCGGAAGUGUUAUUGACGCCACCUAUCAGUUUGUAUUCACAUGGGGUCAAUAUCAUGAACCAAAAAAAAAUCCCCUCCAUUGCUUUUAGCUUUCUAUUACUUUUAGAUUACAACUCUAUUUAGCAGGAAGUUGUUUGAUUCACCUCAUCGUGGCAUUUUUCAUUGCAAGGAUAAAGCAAAACAUAUCUUUUGGAAGCGCUGAAUGCAUUUCAAACAUUUGCAUUUCCGAUACGGAACAGCUCCCGACUGACUGUUCUCUCGCUCUCUCUAGAGUAGAUUGGUUUAUUCGUGGUCGUUUGCCACGAUGUUGGCAAGGAUUAAUGAAACCGACAAUGGAGAAAAACCUGUCUGCACCCAAAACGCAAAUGAGUGGGAUAAUGAGAUACGAAUGCAAAUUUAGUCUUCACGACCGGCCAAGGGCCACUCAAGCCAUACAAGCCUCUGCAACCAGCCUCUCUCGUUCACCAAAACACCUCAAAGCCAUGGCCGAACUAAUUAGUAGAACACUGGAAAGCAAGUAGCAUGCAGUAAUAGCAACUGAAUAUAAAUCAACUGAAAACAUAUUUGUAUCACAUGAUAUAAUAGUUGUCACCAGAAAAGAAAUAAUAAGAACACACCGGAAUAGAUAAAAUGCCCUUGUAAUAGAUGAGGAAAUGCUUGAUGUUCAGUAAGACACGCCCAAAUAUGUAGUUAACUUAAGCGUAUGGGCGUCCGUAAUGAAAAAGAACUGAGUUUUAAAGAACCCUAUUAUUGCCCAGCACACCGUGUCGCGGCAUCAUGGGUAUAAUGCAGGGCCAGAAAUUGAUAGCGUUGAUUUAGUGAACGUUUUAGUUAUAUCGAAUAACCGCGAGUAGAACUCAUCAGUAAGUGUUUUAGCGUUAAGCGGGCUUUGGAAAUCCGCUUUGAAAUGGUAAUACGCCGGAGAGGCGCAAAAUCUUCCCAAUAGGUUGGAAGUAACGGCAUAGUCAUUUGCGAUACGUUUGUCAUUUACGAUACUUUCGCGUGGCAACCGUUGAACGUUUUUACUCAAAUUUUUGGAAAUUGCGGUUGUGUGCAGUUGUGUGGUUGGAAGACGGAAAUGUUUAUCCUUUUUAUACCAAUACUCUUGCCAAUAAUCAGCACAUUUGGGAGUUGUUUGUUUCGCACGUGUGAGUGUAUCUGUGACACAUUUUUUUUUUAAUUUUUCCUACUUGAUGAAAGCGUACCGAUUGCACAAGACUUCCUAUUCACGGCAGGAGACCAAAACCCGAAUUUCAAACGUACCACCAGCACGCACCACACAAAAGCCACACUAUACUGUUUAGUUUUUGUAAUGUGUUUAGAUGUUAAACAAUUGGUGGUCAAAUUACUAGGGUGCACGACAAAGCCGGCGAAAAACGGCAUUUGCGGCUGCGUUGAGCAGACAAGAGAGUAAACACUACUGCACUUAAUUCUAGUCUGUGCGUAUCAGUCGUCGUGGCAGAAAGUGGCCAAUAGCAUGGCGAUGAAACGAGAAAACUUUAAAUUUAAAACAAAUCAAGAAGAGACAAAAAGGAUAGCCAGAACAGCCAGUGUGAACUUUUUCAUCGUGUGUGCGCCAGGCAUUGUCCAGUUAAUGCACCGCACUGCAGUAUGCCGCCCAUUCGGAACAAACGAAAAUGUUACCAGCAAAACAAUGAACAAUACGCAAUAAGAAAUAAAGAAAUUACCGAAAUUCAAACAAUAUUUAGAUAAUAUGCGCCAUGCAGUAGUGCCGAGGCUAGAAACAGUAGAAUGGUGCGAGUGGAAGCGGACGACAGAAGAGGACAAACCAUGAGUAGAAACGAAAAUUCGAGUAGUGUUUGUGUUUUUGAACAAAAAGAAUGUUCCUUCGCCGACAAUGUUGCAACACACUGAGGAUAAGCUAAACAAAAAAACCAAAAAGCUAUUAAGAAAAGAUGUGAACAAAGUAAGAAAACAAAAUCUCUAUGCUUCUCCAUCGCUAGCGAGAAGAAGGUACGCGAUAAAAUGAUCAAACUAAAAGCAUCAAAACUAUCACCGCGUAGUCAUAUACUUUUACCGAAUCUUAGCUAAAAUUGAAGUUACACAAGCAAAACUGAACGCAUACCAAGCAAAACACGUGUCGGGUAGAACGCCGGUGUUGUGGCCGGUGCUGAUAGGAUUUGGGGUCAGAUAAAAUCUAUUAUGCUACGAACGAAGCAGAUGUGCUAGUCAAAAAUUAACUGAAACCAAAUUAAGGAGCUAUCAAAAUGAUUCCCUUCCUUUGCAGAACGCUCUCUGGGCACGAAUUUCCUUAUUCCACUACCAGGACCUUACGUUACUAUCCCGUACUGUUUUCGGUUGAUAUCGCAAUGCGUGUUUCAGAAAGACAACACAAUCUCUAAUUGUUUUUACAUUGUAGAUUAAGUUUGUAGUCAAGUGAUGACAGGGGCUCCUCCAGGGGCGCCUUAAGUUUUA